UACGUGCGUGUGUGUGUGUGUGUGUGCGCGCGUGUUUUCCGUUUCUAACUUUUUCACAGUUAACACCCAUGUGACGCCUAUACACCGCGUAGAAUAAGUGAAAAUGGACAUGCACGCUCUCGGCAGGACAGAACCAGUCUCCACAAAGCAGUUUGCUUUUCUAAGGACAUUCUUCAUCCUUUUUAUUCUUUUUUUGUUCCUUUGGUUUGUCUACUGGAUAACUGGAGACAAAAGAAAUAAUAAAUACAAGCUUAAUGUUAUUUACCCACACUGGAAAAAGAAGCAGCCACACUUGAUGGCAUGUGGGGUGCAAGUGCAAAAUGAUCCGAUCAUUAAAAUCAACAAUCUUAAAACAUAUAUGGUCGGCUCCUACAUUGAGCACCGUAAUCAAGUUAAAAUGAUACGGACAAUCGCUAUAGUGCUUCGCAGUGAAAAAGCAGAGUAUCAGUGUGUGCUGUGCUGCAAUGGAGAGAAGAUUUCUGUACCUGCUGCAUAUGACAUUCACUCUGACCACUUUGGCUUUGAAUACGGCACUGCUGAUAUUACCUGCCAAAUACCGGGAAAGUGUCCAACACCAACACAUGUGGCUAUCACUUCCCGAUCACCUAAAGAAGAUGGAUCCUUGCAGGACAUUCAUGCCUUCCAACCUAUUAGGAACCAACAGAAACAGGAAGUCUUUCCCUAUGAAUUCACAGUUUGCAUUUCUACCAUGUUUGAUUAUGUAAAUAUAUUGAUGCUUGUGCAGGCCAUGGAGAUGUUCAAGAUACUCGGUGUCCAGAAAGUAGCUAUUUACAAAACCAGCUGCCAUCCUGUUACGCAGAAGGUCUUGGAUUAUUAUGUCAAGCAGAACUUUGUGGAGAUCAUCCCCUGGCGUAUAUCGUCCUACAUUAAUGUGUCCAGAGGCUGGAAGAAGUCAGCCUCACCUGGGGAGUUACACUACUUUGGGCAAAUUGCAGCACUUAAUGAUUGUGUGUAUCGUUACAUGUACCAGAGUCACUACGUAUCUCUGCAAGAUUUGGAUGAAUUCAUUCUACCUAUUAACCUCAAAAACUGGGCAGAACUCCUGCCUGAAUUAGAGAGGAAAUACAAUCACAAUGUGGGCUUUGAGUUUGAGACAUUUUUUUUUCCUCUUUCCAUCACAGAUUUCCACUCGGAAUAUUCCCUAGACUCUUGGAAGAAAGUUAUGGGAGUUAACAUCUUAGAGCAUGUCAGUUGCUUAAGUAAUGACCCCAAAGAGUUCAAUGAUUUUAAAGUCAUUGUAAAUCCUCGUUUAGUGUUUAAGACUACAGUGCAUGGCUUUCUGGAGUCUGUGGGGGGUAGUGUCAGAGUGGACUCAAAGAUCGCCCAUAUUUACCACAUGAGGAACAUUUCAAAACAAGCUUUGUCAACGCAUUCCCACAUACAAGACACACAUCACAGGGACUAUGCAGACAGGCUGAUCCCUGCUGUUUCUCAUGUGCUUCAGCAAACAUUGGGCAUAGACACAUAGACCAUUCCAUGAAAUCAUCAAUCAUGAAGUCAUCAAAGAUUUUGCUAUGAACAAAUAAGAAUAUGCUUUUCUACCAGUUUUUAGAAAACUGUAGCUUUUCAGGAUUCCCUUCACCUUGAUUAAAUCCCCAGUUCUGAUGAAGAAAAGCAGCCCUAAAGUAGGAUGAUGCCACCACCAUGCUGCCAUUACCAUUUUUGUUUGUUUAUUUGCUUAAAACAUACCUCUUAAAACAUGUGAAGAAUAAGAAAGAUUGUUGUCACAUGCAAAAUUUGUGUUGAUACAAAAUCAUUGUUUUGCAAAGGCCAUUUAAGUCUUUGGAUAUGAACUUUAUUGAAGUAAUGUGGACUGAAUUUUGAAACUGGUGUGCUACAGAAAAAUGACAAUUAUACUGAAAUAAUAACAUGCUCUGGACCAUGGUAUUUGCUUUAAAUAAUGAAAUUUCAUAAAUAAAAACAUUUUUACAGCAUACAUACAUACAAAGUGUCCAUACACAAGUGUUGGUAAAUGUUCCCACGAACAAAAAAAUCCAUUUGUAUCUGGCUUCGUAAAUGAGGCCUAUUGGCUCAGCCGUCUUCAAUGAAAAUUAGAAAGGUGUGUGUGUGUGUGGAAGGAUUUGUUACCUUUGUUAAGACCUGCCCCUUGAAGAGAAAGAGAGAGAGAGUGUGUGUGUGAGUGAGAGAGAGAGAGAGAGAGAGAGAGAGAGAGAGAGAGAGAGAGAGAAUGCUGUAGGAGCUUCACACUGGACAGAUGGGUGCUCGGACUGCAGCUUGCCACAGGUAUUGGGCUUUAAAGCUAUUUAUCGUUGCUUAUAUUUAUUUAAAAGUUUUUAUUUAAUUCUUCAUAUAUUAGUAUUUAAAUAUGUUUUAAUCUUUAUAGAUAAAUAAUACUGGCUUGAUGUAAACUGAAGUUUACGUUGAAUGUGUUGGAAAAAAAAUGGCACCAAUUCCAAUAACUAAACUAACUGAAUUUCUUGUUAAUAUAUCACAGGACAGUAAUUUCAAAGCUGUUUGUUUUUCCACGGAUCCUUUUAUUCCCUCUCAUCCUUCUUGUGCCUAUCUUCCUAAUUGGAGUAAUUAGCUUCAAGAAUUCUAAGCCUAUUUACAAUUUCACAGACUGGAGAAGGAAGCUAAUGGCAUGUGGUGUACCAGUACAAACUGAUCCGAUCGUUAAAGUCAGCAAUCUUAAAACAUAUAUGGUCGGCUCCUACAUAGAGCACCGCCAAGAAGUGAAAAAGAUUCGUACGAUUGCUAUAGUGCAUCGCAAUGAAAGCACAGAGUAUCACUGCUUGUUGUGCUGCAAUGGAAAAAUUGUGUCCAUACCUGGUAAUUACAGCAUUCACUCUGACCACUUUGGGUUUGAAUAUGGCACUGCUGAUAUUAUCUGCAAAGUACCAGAAAUGUGUCCAACACCAACACAUGUGGCUAUCACUUCGCGAUCAGUUAAACAGGAUGGAUCCUUGCAGGACAUUCAUGUCUUCCAACCUAUUAGGAAUCAACAGAAACAGGAAGUCUUUCCCUAUGAAUUCACAGUUUGCAUUUCUACCAUGUUUGAUUAUGUGAAUGUGCUGCAGCUUGUGCAGGCCAUGGAGAUGUUCAAGAUACUUGGUGUCCAGAGGGUAGCUAUUUACAAAACCAGCUGCCAUCCUGUUACGCAGAAGAUCCUGGAUUACUACGUGAGGCAGAAUCUUGUGGAGCUCAUCCCAUGGCAUGUAGCUUCCUACAUUAAUGUGUCCAGAGGCUGGAAUUCGACUCUGUCUUCAGGAGAGCUACACUACUUCGGACAAAUUGCGGCACUUAAUGACUGUGUGUAUCGUUACAUGUACCAGAGUCACUAUGUAGCUCUUCAUGAUUUGGAUGAAUUCAUUCUGCCUAUUAACCUCAAAAACUGGACAGAACUCCUGCCUGAAUUGGAGAGGAAAUACAGUCGGAAGGUGGGCUUUGAAUUCGAGGCAUAUUUGUUUCCUCUUUCCAUCAAAGAUUUGAAUCUAGAUUUACCAUGCUCAUGGAAGAAAGUUAUGGGAGUCAACAUCUUAGAACAUGUUUUUAAGUUAAGCAAUGACCCCAAAGUGUUCAAUGAUUUUAAAGUGAUUGUAAAUCCUCGCUUAGUCUUUCGUACUACAGUGCAUGGCUUUUUGCAGUCUGUGAAUGAUAGCAUCAGGGUGGACCCUGAGAUCGCACACAUUUACCACAUAAGGAAGGUUUUGAAUGAAACCUUGUUAACUCGCUCCAUCGUCCGAGACACACGUCUCAGGGACUAUGCAGAUAUGCUGAUCCCUGCUGUUUCUGAAGUGCUGCAGGAAGCACUGGACAUUCUCUAAAUGUCUCUAAUGUCAGUGCCUCAGGAAAAUGUUUAUGACGGAGGAUUUUAAGCAGAGAUGUUGAGGGAAAUGUUUAAAGUGUUUAACUUGUUUCAUGGAAUCACUUGGUAACAUUAAUUGUGCCCCAUGUCAGGCCAUUUUACAUAAAUAUUUUCUAAUAAAAGCACAACCACAAUUUAGACUUGAAGAAGAUUCCAGUAAUCUUAUACCACUUCCUCAUACGUACACAAUUCCUUUAACAUCACAAUACUACAUUUGGUAUCUAAAUACUGCUUAUUUAGUCACCAUUUCAAGCCAUUUACAUCAUUCAAAUAGGAAGUUUGGGCACAAUGCAAACUCCAUGAGAAAAUCAUGGCUCUCGUCUCAAGAAGCUGCAGGGUGUUCAAGAUUUUCUUAAACAAAUGUUUCUCAUAGUGUGUGGACUAUAUGUCUGCAAAAACUGAACUUUACAGGGAUGGGAAAGCUCAAUGGUUAUGCUGUUGGACUGCUGAACAGACAGUGGUGAGUUCAAAUCCCAGAGCCACCAAGCUGCCGCUGUUGAACAAAACCAUUAUAGCAAACCAAUUUGAUACUAGAUUAUUUGAUUUGAAUUAUAUUGUUAGAUUAAUGUCUAUGAUACUAAGAAUUUCCCAUAGAUUGGCUAAAUAAAUUCUAUCUACCUACUUACUCCAAACACAGAAUGGUGACAAGCCAACAAAAAAACAUCAGGUUCAGUAGGUGGAAAUGUGUUGUUGAAAAGAGAGAUCAGAGGCAAUAAUAAUUUGUGCUGACAGGGUUAAGAAGAUAAAUCAUCUUAGAAAGCACAAUAUAUGGAAUCUUGAGAGAUGGGUUACAGCAGAAUAUUAUAGCGGGUUCCACUCCUGUUAGCUAAGACCAGGAAUUCUAGCCUACAGUGGGAACAGUAUCAGCAAAACUAGACAUUUGAGGACUGGACAAACAUUGCCUGGCCUUUGUAUCUUUCUUACACGUUCUGUGAGUGUUUAACUCUAGAUUUCCUGUCAGCACAGACAUUUCCGGCCAUUCUCCUCUGACCUCUCUCAUGACUCAUUAUUAGAUCACUUUUUACCAUUCUGUGAAACUCUAGGCAUAGAUAUCUACUACUUGCUGUGAUACAACUACUUUGCAUGGAAAUCCGAGAAGAUUAGCAAAAAACAGUCCCUGAGCUGAGAUCACACAGAUCUCCAUUCUGAGGGUUGAUGUUAAUCAUUAACUAUAGUUCAUGACCUGGAUUUGCAUGAUUUUCUGCAUUGCAACGGACAGUAACAUUUCACUGGAUAGCUAGUCACGUGGGCAUUUUUUUUCCCCCUCACAUCCUCUUAUUAAAGGUUUUCUUUAAACAUGCUUCUAUACUUUUAAUAGAUCUUUUGAGAUCUUGGUGAGGAACAAGUAGGAAAUGCUGAAAUGCUUUCUAAAAGAGACUUCCAUGACCGUGCUAAAAAAUAAGUGUUCCAAAC
Hemibagrus wyckioides is the source of this 5260-nucleotide messenger RNA. Its product is annotated as glycosyltransferase family 92 protein F13G3.3-like. The record is from RefSeq and is a predicted model, not a curated record. Lineage: Eukaryota; Metazoa; Chordata; Actinopteri; Siluriformes; Bagridae. The transcript is spliced from 2 exons. The coding region runs from base 2619 to 3806 and encodes 395 amino acids.